UUAUACCAGAGCUGCUAUUUAUUAGCCAUUUUGGUUUCUGUUUUUGGCGAAGUGAAACGGUGCUGUUGAACCGGGGCUCUGUUUUUCAUUUCGGGAGAGUAAAUACUUUGAUAUAAGCCUACAUUCUCAUUCGGCUGUGAACAGGUCUUAGAGCUAGCAUUUAAGUACGCCUAAGUCAGCAAGAUGCAACCCGUUGCCGAGAUUCAACCAGCGCAGCUGCAGAUGCCUACCCCGGAGCCCUCUCGGCGGAGCAAGUACUCCUGCUCGGUCAAGUCGCUCGGAGCUCUGCAGAUGAUCAUCGCGGUAGCCUCGGCCGGUUUUGGCGUCGGGACAGCCCUUGUGUGGCCCUCUCUUAGCAUUAUAGGAUCCGGCGUGUGGGGAGGCCUUCUCUUUUACUUCCCAGCUGGCAUCCUCGGCUUAUUGUCCGUAACAACGGCCGUCGGUGCGCGGAAAUGCUUGGCCAUCGCAUGCCUGGUCAUGUCCAUCCUUUCUGCAGUAAUGGCUGUCGGCAAUGUUGCAGUGUAUGGCCUCUCCAUCCAAACCGACCUUGCUCUCUUCCGUUUUAAGGUCUAUGAUGGAAGUUGGGAUUUGCCGGUGGCCUUGGACUCCAUCCUUGUGAUUUUUUCCUCGACUGAAGUCUUCGUGUCAAUCGUUGCUGCUGUCUACUGCUGCUUCGUCAUGGGUGAAGAACAACCGAACGACAACACUGCGAUCAAGUACGACGCAACUCAAGUCGACCCACAGGGGAUGGCAUACAGCAAACCAGUCGAUCCCUAACCACCAGGCCGCUCAGGCACGUUCGCGACUAGCCAGGCUGCUGGUACACAAGAUAUGGGAAAGGGUAACAUAAACUUUGCGUGAUUCUGCAUUCAGCAAACAGCCGUCGUGUAGCUCCAAACGACAUCGGGCAAUUUUUUUAAAAACAAAUUGGUAACUUAUAAAGCAACUUAAUCCAUAAUUUCUUAGAUUCCUAAUACAGAUUGUACUGUCAAUAUUCCAUUACUACAAAUUAAUUUGCUAAGCUUUCAAGUUAACAAGGAAAUCCUUAUGUUUUUAUCAUUUUUAUAUGUUUUUGUCAUUUUCUAAAAUCCAUGUGAGUACAUGUAUAUCCAUUUUGUGUUGUAUUUGCUGUUCGUUUUUUUGAAGUACCUAUGCAAGUAUUAAUUGCCCAAAUUGCUAGGUUAAAAGCCAUUGUGGAAUGAAUAUGAGAGUCAUUUUCUCAACUUCCAAUUUAACAUUAUUAACAUUUUUGGUAAUUUUUUAAAAUUCAUUAACAUAUCAUUUUUGUGUUGUAUUUGCUUUUCACGUACAUGUAUAUAAAAUUCCUAUGAAAAUAUUAACUGCCAAAAUUGUUGAUCUUAAAAUGAUUGAGAUCAGAGAUAUGAGUAUGAGAUUCACUUGCUAAACUUCUAAUUUUACAAACUAAUACUAUAUUACGUCUGUUUUCGAAUUAUCUAUUAUCAUCUUUGUGUUGUUUUUUUUGUGUCCAUGUAUUUUAAAUUCCCAUUGCAAGUAUUAACUGCUAAAAUUAAUAGGCUUAAAGAGUAUGAAAUCAUUUUUGUUUAAGUGA
This is a messenger RNA of Patiria miniata (bat star), 1570 nucleotides long. RefSeq lists its product as uncharacterized. NCBI's taxonomy places the organism in Eukaryota, Metazoa, Echinodermata, Asteroidea, Valvatida, Asterinidae. The record is from RefSeq and is a predicted model, not a curated record. The transcript is spliced from 7 exons. Bases 184 to 777 code for a protein of 197 amino acids.